AUGCAGAACGACACUGGUGAAGUAACUGAGUUGUAUGUGCCGAGGAAAUGUUCCUCAUCAUCGAGAAUCAUUUCGGCCACAGAUCACGCGUCGGUUCAGAUCGACUUGGCUGAUGUAGACCCGAACACAGGACGGAUGAUACCUGGGCAACUUACAAGGUUCCUUUUGGGAUGGAUCUUCGUUGAAUAUGCAAUAUGUGGUGAUAUUCGUCGUAUGGGCGAAUCGGAUGAUUGUAUAUUGCGUCUAGCGAAACGUGAUAAUAUCAUUUCAGCGGAUUUGUGA
Molecule: messenger RNA, 282 nt
Organism: Anisakis simplex (herring worm)
Lineage: Eukaryota; Metazoa; Nematoda; Chromadorea; Rhabditida; Anisakidae
Source: the annotation of a GenBank genome assembly